AUGAUCCACAAUGGAAAUACUAACUCGUGGCUCUUGUUUGAUUUUGGAAGGUCUUUCCUGGGCAAGUUUCUCUUAUACGGCACCGCAUUCCACCUAUGGAGCUCUUUCGUGUUGGUUCGAUUUGACGACGACGAUACCCAGGACGAUGAUCCAGCCCCCAAGGCACGCCUGGAAGACACCGGCUUGCACCGUGCAUCUGGUGGGGACAAACAGUUGACGGAAGGGGCACUGGAAGAAGACGAGCCCGUGUUCAUUCCGCUAACGUGGUCUCGGUUGCAAGAGGGAGAUCUGUAUACUGCUUCAGAUCCAGAAUGGCAGGAGUUUGUCAAAAUAGCGAAGGAUCGAAAAAAACUGCAGAAUCUGCGAGAUGAACUGGCUACCAUCGUCCUGGAGAGUGCGUCAGAUCGCAUGUCACAGAUAUUGGGAAGCCCCCUUUCUUUGACCGGCUUCUGGCUUGUCCAUCAGUUUCCACCUCGCGCCCCUCCGGGAUAUUUACGUUCUGGGUAUGCGUCUCUCUCAACCCCGUACGGCUCACCUACUGACGUGGCCGCAAAUAGUCUUGAAAUCGCAGAUGAUGGUGUGUCCUGGGUGACUAGACCAUUGGAUCCCGAUGUCGGGGAUCGACUGCAAACGUUUAUGAAGCCGGUCCAUGUGGCCCUUGCGAUCAAGGACGCGUAUGUGAUCCUGAUCAAAAGACAAUGGGCCCGACUUCGAGACCCUAAUACCCAGCCGGUCGAUGCCCUGGAACUGUUGAGCGGCAGUUAUAUUUUGUCGGGGAAUGAGAAGCUCAACCCCAUCAGCCCCCGCCAACAACCCAAAUUACCACCCCCACUAUCCGACGGGCCCCCGGAGAACAUUUUACCCGACGACGAUCCUGAACUCCAUCCGUCUUCUAUCAUAUCGUCGUUGCAGCGUCUUCCCUUGCCUGAUCUCGGACCGGGCUCGGAUCUACAUCUGGCCUCUGUAGCGUUCAAGUUGCGAUUGAACGAGUACCGGGUGCGCAGUCCACGGACCCCGCGUCGAGGGACUUUCUUUGUAUCUGGUCCUGUGGGCCUAAAGGGCCCGAACGGGUUCUGCCGGUUUGAAGUGUGCGGCGAAUAUGACCCCGUGAAGUCAGCGUGGCGAACGGUCGAGAUGAAAUUGAAGGAUAUUAAUCCUAGGAGGCAGAAGGCACUUGGGGGUCAGUGA
Messenger RNA from Penicillium canariense, 1188 nucleotides. RefSeq lists its product as uncharacterized. The transcript is spliced from 2 exons. The record is from RefSeq and is a predicted model, not a curated record. The coding region runs from base 1 to 1188 and encodes 395 amino acids. Lineage: Eukaryota; Fungi; Ascomycota; Eurotiomycetes; Eurotiales; Aspergillaceae.